Aegilops tauschii subsp. strangulata is the source of this 1540-nucleotide messenger RNA. RefSeq lists its product as uncharacterized. Gene Ontology annotation, cellular component: nucleus. The record is from RefSeq and is a predicted model, not a curated record. NCBI's taxonomy places the organism in Eukaryota, Viridiplantae, Streptophyta, Magnoliopsida, Poales, Poaceae.
CUCCUCUAGAGCUUCCAAGUUCCUACUGUACUUCGUAGUUCCUACCCCGUAACCCAAACCUCGCCGGCGAUGGCGGCGGAAGCGUCGAGCUCAUCGGCUUUCAGCGAGGACGAUUCGCUCCUGCGGCCCCUCGCCGCGCGUGGGUGGCGCUUCCGUGACGCCGCGGACGAGUCCAUCCAGGCCCUCCUCCACGCUCCCCCCUCCCCGUCGCCGGAGGCCCUGGAAGCCGACCUCCUCGACACGGACCUGAGGCUCUUCGGCGGGAAGUCCCUCCCCGACCGCGCCGCCGCCACCGCCACGAAGCGGCUCUUCUACCUCCACGGCCCCAUCGUCCUGCAGGUAGUUUCUGUAAGGGAUAUAUAUAGCAGCAGAGUCGAUGCUUCCUUUAAGAACCCACAGCCACGGCGCCUUCUGCGGUUUGGUCUCACUGAUGGUAUUUCUGAAGCAGUGGCCAUUGAGUUUUCCCCUAUCCCGUUCAUCACAGAAGAGAUAGCCCCAGGUACAAAGAUUCGUCUUGAGAACAAGAUUCCAGUAAAUCAUGGCAUAUUGUGCCUGGGUGCAAAAAAUGUGAGCAUCAUCGGGGGAACUGUCCAAUCUUUGUAUGAAGAAUGGAAAAUGAACCAGAAAUUCUCGGGCUUAUCACGCCCAGUAUUGAGGCUGUCACAAGAUGAUGGAGUUGGGCCUCCACCAUUUGAGAAAUUAGAUAUCGAAGCACGUCCAAACAGGACAUUCCAGUUGCAAGCACACCCCGCAGACCAGAAGGCUAGCAACUUUGGAGUCGCUCAUGAGCACGUGUCGAUUAAUUCCAAUUCAAAACCUACGAAUGAGGGUUCAAGUAAUAUGAACAGAGAGAAUACAGCUAGCAAAGCUGAAUCCAAACAGUCUACUGCAGAUAUCAGACCAAAAGAAGUAAGCGAAGCUGUCCCUGUUCAGAACCAAGCUGCUGCACAGAAACUACUGCAGAAAAUGGCUAUCCCCGAAGAUAGGCAUGGUCGGGGUCGAUUCAAGGGCAGGAGCAAGCAGGAAGAGACUCCGGUCUUCACCCUCGAUGAAUGGGAGAGGAGAAAAGCAGGCAGUUCAAUGUCCACAGCAGAAAGGCAUAUACAAGACACCAGUCGAGACGAGGAACUGGCAAGACAGCUCCAAGAACAACUAGAUCUAGAAGAUUCCCAUGCGAUGCCCGUGACCUCAGAGGCCGAACACCUGCGGAUGAACAUGUUCAGCUUCAACGGCCCUGAAGAAAUGGGUGGUGGGAGAAGAGAUUUUCGAGGGCGCGGGCGGGGAAGGGGCCGAGGGCGAGGUCGAAGCAGGGGAAGAUUUUAGCUCAGUUUCAAAACUGUAUUUUUUCUAGGGUACUCUCCAAUCUUCAGAGAUGGUGGCAGUAAUAGUGGUAUUGAUGAUGAUCAUCACCUUUUGAAGAGUAGGCGGUAGUGUCAUGAUGGUCAUCUUAAAAGCUUCUCUCUUUAGUAUCUGAUGAUGAUGAGGAUGAUGAUGCUGAUGAUAACCUUUUAACUCUUUAUUAAGAAGCAUGUUCGUUUCA